Messenger RNA from Iphiclides podalirius (scarce swallowtail), 1431 nucleotides. The record is from the annotation of a GenBank genome assembly. Lineage: Eukaryota; Metazoa; Arthropoda; Insecta; Lepidoptera; Papilionidae.
AUGCCGGUGUUCGGCUACGAGAUGGCCACGUCGCAGGAUUUGUGCGGGGUGGACUACACCCCGGAGUAUAUGGUGACGGCGACCCCGUACGUAUGGGACAAAGCGCCCAUGAGCCCGUACCCGGUGUACCAGCACAGAUGCGCGGAGGACUCGAACUGCUUGACCACGCUAGACGGCUACAACAAAGACAGCGACAUGCAGCUGGAAACUAGUAGCAGCGAGGCCAGUGCCGCCAGUUCCACGUCAUUGUCGCAGCACUGCGCCAUCUGUGGCGACAGGGCCACCGGGAAACACUACGGCGCCUCCUCUUGCGACGGCUGCAAAGGAUUCUUCAGGAGGAGCGUCAGGAAGAACCAUUUGUACACGUGCAGAUUCAGCAGAAAUUGCGUGGUGAAUAAGGACAAGAGGAAUCAAUGCAGAUACUGUAGACUUAGGAAGUGCUUUAAAGCUGGCAUGAAAAAGGAAGCCGUACAGAACGAAAGGGACAGAAUCAACUGCAGGAGGCCGUCUUACGAGGAGCCAACCCAAGCGAACGGGCUCUCAGUAGUGUCGCUGUUGAACGCAGAACUCCUCAGUAGGAAGGUCAUCGAUGAGACGAACAACGUGACGGACGCCGAGAUAAACAACCGUAAACUGGCGAAGAUCAACGACGUCUGCGACUCGAUAAAGCAGCAACUGCUGAUUCUGGUUGAAUGGGCGAAGUACAUACCCGCCUUCACGGACCUGCACCUCGACGACCAGGUGGCGUUGCUGCGCGCGCACGCCGGCGAGCACCUGCUCCUGGGCUGCGCUCGCCGCUCCCUCCACCUAAAGGACGUGCUGUUGCUGGGAAACAACUGCAUCAUCGCCAAGCACCACAUCGACGGCCGAAUGGACAUAGACAUCAGCAUGAUAGGGAUGCGGGUCAUGGACGAGAUUGUGAAGCCGCUGAGGGAGAUAGACAUCGACGACACGGAGUUCGCGUGUCUCAAGGCGAUCGUCUUCUUCGAUCCCAACGCCAAGGGCCUCUCGCAGCCGCAGAAGAUCAAGCAGCUCCGCUACCAGGUGCAGAUCAACCUCGAGGACUACAUCAGCGACCGUCAGUACGACGGGCGCGGCCGCUUCGGCGAGCUGUUGCUCUGCCUGCCACCGCUGCAGAGCAUCACGUGGCAGAUGAUCGAGCAGAUCCAGUUCGCGAAGCUGUUCGGUGUGGCGCACGUCGACAGCCUCCUCCAGGAAAUGCUGCUAGGAGGAGCAUCAACCGAGGCGGUGGUGGAUGAGGGGGUGUCGGGUGCCAGCGGGGGCGCGGGGGUGGGUGGCGAUGCCUCCCCCCCACUAGUGCCGCAACUGCCUUUGCCGCCCCAGUACGAUACAGACGCCUUCAAACAGGAGCCCGACAUGAGCCCGGAGCCGUCAUCACGACUGGUUAAGUCUUCCGACAUAACGUUGUUA